AUGCUCUGCUGUUAAGGAUUAAAUUCUGGUUUGUUAAGAUGGCUGCCGUUUGUUUGUGCAAUUUCUAUUUUGUUCUUGUUUUAUAAUGGAUAGCGAUUGUCAAUCAUUUUCAAAUAACAAAACGUACUUUGAUAUAAAUUUUGAUUCAAAAGAUGAUUAUCUUGACGAAUUUAAUAAUUCCAAAGAUGUUGUUCUUUCAUCUGAAACUGAAGUACUUAAUAAAAGUUCAGGUGCAGAUUUAAAAAAUCAAACUAAAUCUUUGGAUAAUUCCAAAAAAGACAAAAGAAAACGCUCAUCUUCAUACUUUAUUUCAAGCAAAGAGAUUUUUUCUAGUGUUAAUAGCACUUCACAUUAUUUAGAUACUAUUGAAAAAACAUUGGUUGAUCAUCCUGAUGAGGUUGAGGAUUUAAAAAGUUCGUUUGAUAAAUAUUCAUUAGCUGAAAACAAUGAUGUAAUUAAGAUUAAUGAUCAUAACCAUGAGUACACACCGUUACAAAAUGAUAUCUCUUUACAUUUCUAUAACAAUGUCAAUCUUAAUAAAGAGAAAAAAAAUGCAGCUAGAUCAACUGUUGAUGGGUUAUUAUUUGAAAUAUAUGAUCGAAAUUACCAAAACAGUAGUAGUUCUGCUGUUUGUGGAGAUAGUGAUUUUACAGAAUGUUCAACUACAAGUGUAGCUAGUGUUUUUGUGACUUCAAGCUUUGAAAACGAUGACAGACCUAAGCUUGAUUGGAGCUACUUAGAAACCAAAGAUAUACCUGAGUUAGAGAAAAUGAUAAGAGAAUUAAAAAGAGGCUCAAAUAUGCUUUCUUCAAAAUUGGUUCGUCUUCUAAAGCAGCGAGAUAGAAAUGCUCAUAAAAUACAGGAAAAUUUCAAUAUCUUAACAGCUCUUCUACAAGCAGUUUCACCUAAACGCAGAGUUGAUACUCGAAUUCGAUUUUCGUUUAUACCUCGGUCAGGAACACGUGGAUUUCGUCAGUGGGUCGAUGCUAUAAAAUCUAUUGCAAGAAUUCAUCCUGGAAUCCCAGUUGAUUGGAGAAAGAGAACAUGGCUUUCAUUGGCUGAAUAUUUUUUAAAAGAUAUAGAUUGGGAGCAAAUAAAAAAACAAUGUUUUAAUGAUCGAUGUAAUCCUGAUGAUGAUCAGUUAGAUAGCCAAAUUGUAAAGGAUUUGCAUCGCACAGGUUGCGGGUGGUUUUUUGAGCAUGAUACAACAGAGGAUAGAGCUAGCCUUAAAAGAGUGUUACUUGGAUAUGCUCGUUGGAACAAAGUUGUAGGGUACUGCCAAGGGUUUAAUGUCAUAGCUGCUUUAAUAUUACAAGUGAUGAAUGGAAAUGAAGAACAAGCCUUAAAGGUAAUGAUAUAUGUAAUUGACUAUGUACUUCCACGCAAUUAUUUUUCAAACAACCUUCAUGCCCUAUCUGUAGACAUGGCUGUAUUACGAGAUCUGAUGAACAUAAAGUUACCUGAGUUGGCUCGUUUACUGCAACAUCUUCAAAAAGAAGCAAUGAACUCAAAAUUAAAUUCAAGUGCAAGCUAUGAGCCACCACUUAUAAAUAUGUUUACUAUGCAAUGGUUCCUAACUUUAUUUGCAACAUGUUUACCACGUCAUACUGUACUUCGAAUUUGGGAUUCUGUUUUGUUGGAAGGCUCAGAAGUUUUAUUAAGAACAGCAUUAGUGUUAUGGUCAAAUUUAGCAUGCCAUUUCGAAAAUGUAAACUCUGCACCAGAUUUUUAUAUGAAAAUGGGACAACUGAUACAGGAUCUUAUGAGUGAUGAUUUUGUUAAUGUUCAAAAGUUAAUACAAUCUGUGUAUCAAAUGGCUUCGUUUCCAUGGAAAAUGCUUGUUGAGUUGCGUGAAAAGUAUACCUAUGAUAUUCAUCCGUUUACAACUUUCAAUACUGAAAAAAAAGCAGAAAAAUAUAACAAAGUCAAAAAAUUUGUAAGUGAUGAAGAAGACAGUGCUGCUGAUGAUCAAGUCCCAGGCUGCUUAGGUUUUGUAAAUGUUCAGCACGAUCACGUAACUAACAAAAAAUCAGAGCAUCUAAAGAAAUCUGCAUCAAAUGGAAAAUCAGAUAUUACUAAAGUUACACCAGGAGCCUAUAUAACAGAUAGAGAAUCGCAAAACACAUAUGAAGAACAAAUGAAAGAAAAUGAGCGGAUAAGAGAAAACGAAAAAUUAGAUUUGGCUGCUUUACAGUCACAGUACGGUCGCAUGAGGAGGCUUCAACAAAAUGCUAUGAUAGUUUUUAACUCAGACAAUUUUAAGAAAGAUACUAAUUCUUUGAAAGUAUCACCAAGUGCUAUUAAUCAUCUCUUUGUUGAUGUGUCUAAAGUGGCUCCACCUAGAAUAAGAUACUCUAGGAGAUCUCGUAAGCAGUUUCCAGCUCUAAAAGCUCCUAGUAAAGGAGUUCCUUCUCUCAUACCCGUUAAGGAUGAUAUGGUCAUAAAGGAUGGUGAUGAAGACGUUAUAGUACAUGUUCAAAAAACGACAAUAAAUUCGAUUGAGUCUAAACCCUACGAAGCUUCUGAAAUCGGACAACUUUUUGAAAGAGGCUUGGAAAAAAAGGACUAUCAGAACGAUAACGGCAGUGUAAUUAACUCUAAUAGCUUUCCUACCAGUCCAAUCAACUUAAAACUAGAUUUAAAUUCAUCUGGUAAUGCGGGUUUUCAGAAAUUGAAAAACACAAAUAAAAAAAAACUUUUACCCAUCGUAAAUGAAACUGAUUUAAAAUCUUCAUCUGGAUUAUUUAACGUUGAUCGUUCUGCUAUUUAUCCACCAAAUUUUAAUCCUUUCCCCGAAAGAAACUGCUCAAAUAAAAAAUGUUUGCAAGUCAAAUAAGCAUGGUUAAAUGAAACUUACCUAUUCGUUGUAAAACAAAAGUGUAUGUAAGUUUUACGUAAAUAUUUGUGGCGUUGGGCUCAUCUUGGUUUGUGUAAUGGUAAACGUGGAAUAAUUGGUUAUCGCCUUCUGACAAUAAACAAGAAGAUAAAAUAUUGGCUUCUAAUCUUAAUGCUUUGGUGAUAGAGAUUUAUACAACUUUUUUGCUAAAAUUGUAAAUAUUUAUUUUUGAUUAAAUUAUUUCUAUAGGAA
Hydra vulgaris (swiftwater hydra) is the source of this 3088-nucleotide messenger RNA. Its product is annotated as TBC1 domain family member 30. NCBI's taxonomy places the organism in Eukaryota, Metazoa, Cnidaria, Hydrozoa, Anthoathecata, Hydridae. The record is from RefSeq and is a predicted model, not a curated record. Gene Ontology annotation, cellular component: endoplasmic reticulum.